ACAGUUGUUUCUCUAAGUUCAACACAAGGAGACAAACGAAAUGAACAACGCCGACUUAUAUAAUAAAUCAAAUAUUCAACAGAAGACCGGUGCUCUACAGUAUUUAAGAGAAUAUUACGACGUGAUUCAGUGGAAAAAAAAUUCAUUAGUACUUGAUAUUGGCUGCGGUGAUGGAAGUGUAACAUCGAAUGUAAUUAAAAAAUCUAUCCCGUAUUGUAAGACCGUGAUAGGAUGCGAUGUGAACGAGGACAUGAUUCGCUUUGCAAGUGAACAUUAUUCUUCAGAAAGUGUCCAGUUUACAGUUUUUGAUAUAGCAGGUGAUCUGCCGGAUGCGUUACAGGAACGCUUUCAUCAUGCCUUUUCGUUCUUUGUUAUACAUUGGGUCCAACAGCAGGAAAAUGCUUUUCGAAAUAUCUAUAAUCUUCUGCAGAAAGAUGGUGACUGUUUGGCAACAUUCGUAGGGCAGGCAGUCUUCUACGACGCAUUAAGAGAACUGGCCAAAAGAAAAAAAUGGAAAAUUUGGCUGAAGGAUACGGAAAAAUUUAUAUCACCUUACCACGACAGCUCGAAUCCUGAAAAGCAACUGAGAGAAAUGUUAGAUAAAAUCGGAUUUUCGUUUAUUGAAAUACACUAUAAGCGAUUAUCUUUUGAGUAUGAAAGUGCCGAACUAUUUCAGGAAGCGAUAAAGGCACUAACUCCAUUCAAGAUUCCUGAAGAUAUAUUCGACGAAUAUUUAGAUGAACUUUUUGAAGAAAUGCAAAGAAUAGAUUUUGAAGUCUACAAAUUUAAAAAAUCUACUAGUGAAUGGGUUCAUAACUUUCAUAUGUUUGUUCUAUAUAUUAAAAAAUAAUGUAUGUGUUUAUCAUAAAACAUAUAUUUUGUCUGGCUCUAGGCCACAUGACCUUUCCAAUAUUAUCUAGACAGGCGGUAAUGGGUCAUGCACACAAAGUUUUUUUUUCUAAAGUGUAUGUGGUACGCUGGUACCAUGCAAAUCCUGAUAGAGAUUGUGACUCCGACUUAUAAUCAGUUUUUGUACCAAGGUUGUAAAAGUAGCGCGGAAUUUUAUACAAUAUCUCAAGAUUACUUACUAUACUUUUGUUUUGAAUAUACUUUUCUAUUUUUUAACGAUUAUUUUCGAAGAUUAUAAGUAUUCACGGCUAAAGAUCGUUAAUAUUAGGAAUAAUAGAAUAAGAUCAUUAAACA
Messenger RNA from Pieris brassicae (large cabbage white), 1203 nucleotides. RefSeq names its product juvenile hormone acid O-methyltransferase-like. Bases 41 to 850 code for a protein of 269 amino acids. The record is from RefSeq and is a predicted model, not a curated record. NCBI's taxonomy places the organism in Eukaryota, Metazoa, Arthropoda, Insecta, Lepidoptera, Pieridae. The transcript is spliced from 4 exons.